Alosa sapidissima (American shad) is the source of this 11053-nucleotide messenger RNA. It is a transcript of the gene frem3, whose product is annotated as Fras1 related extracellular matrix 3. Gene Ontology annotation, biological process: cell communication. NCBI's taxonomy places the organism in Eukaryota, Metazoa, Chordata, Actinopteri, Clupeiformes, Clupeidae. The transcript has 24 exons. The coding region runs from base 222 to 9647 and encodes 3141 amino acids. Gene Ontology annotation, cellular component: membrane. The record is from RefSeq and is a predicted model, not a curated record.
CCUUUAGUGGGUGAGGGACACUUACCCUGCGUGUAUGUGAGUGUGUCACUACCACAAAUUGAGAAAGCAAGAGGGAGAAGGGGAAUAAGAGGGGUAACUGAAAAGGAGACAGCAUCAUCUGCAUUUCAAAAACUGCCUGCUGCCUUUUUGAAGUUGUCCUUUGGCAACAUAUUUAAUUCUUUGUAAACUGCACAUUUUCUGCAGUGCAACUGGCUGUGGAUAUGGCUGGUUGUCUGCAAAGGACAAGACUUUCUAAAGCAUGGGCUUUUGCUCUGCUUGUGCUAUUUAGUGUCAGCUGCUGCCUUUCAACUGUGCAAGCAGAGCCAUCCAUACCAGCAUACCUGUUCCGACACAGAUCUGGACCUAAUGCUGAUUCGAUUCUGAUCGCAAACAAUGGAAUAAGAGUUCCCUUUGGACGCUCUGUCUAUCUGGACCCUGUUAAUGACCUGGUGACUGAAGUGCAGCCUGGAGAUCGUUGUCACAUCACUGUCCUGGACAAUGACCCAUUGGCACAGAAACCUGGAAUUUUAACCCCCAAGAAAUUCCCCUGCUCCUUUGGCCCUGAGGAGGUCAAGUACACACAUUUUGGAUCCAGGAGCCCCAGCAAAGAUCGGGUGAAACUCCAGCUGAGGUAUGACUCACACACGGACACAGUGGUCGUGCCUUUCAUGCUGGAGGUGGAGGUGGUGUUUCAGCAGCUGGAGGUUCUGACCCGAAACAUGCCCCUGGUUGUGGACAGACUGAAUGGUCAGAGCAACCCAAUUGAUAAAAAAGGCCUGGAGUUUGCAUAUGAAGAUGAAGUCACAAAAUGCAAGGUGACAACACUGAUUGGCGCAGGUGGACUUCCCAGGUAUGGCAAACUUUCAGAUAAUUCUAUUAAUGGCCAAAUGGUUAACUGUGAUGAGUUUGUUAAGAAGGGCAUUCGAUACGAGCACACAGCUACAACCAACUCACCAAACAGAGACUACAUCCCUAUGUUAGUAGAGGUACAAGACAAUGACGGCAACACCAUUCAGCAGGAACACUUUCAUAUCAUGGUUAGAAUUAAAGAAGGAUCUGAAAAUACCCCACCAAAGCCCAGCUUUGUUGCAAUGAUGAUGAUGGAAAUAGAUCAGUUUGUGAUGACUGCCAUUACAAGUGACAUGCUGGCUGCUGAGGAUGUUGAAACAAGUGCAGAUGAUUUAAUCUUUAACAUCACUUCUCUCCUGGGCCCACAGCAGGGAUUUAUCAUUAGUACAGAUGACCAAAACCUGCCUAUCACUACUUUCUAUCAGAGAGACAUUAAGGACCUGAAAAUAGCCUACAAGCCUCCGUCUGAAGAUUCAGAUGUGGAAAGAAUUUUUCAGAUUGAAUUUGAAAUAGUGGACACUGAAGGCGCCGUGUCUGACCCAUUCGCUUUCAUGAUUGUCGUUAAGCCCAUGAACACAAUGGCCCCCGUAGCAACUAAAAACACUGGCCAACUGCUGUUUGAGGGCCAAUCCAGACCCCUGUCCAGCGACCAGAAUUUAGAGAUUAGUGAUGAAGACAAUUUAGAGAAUGUGAGGAUCACUGUUGUUGACGGUCUGAAACAUGGAGAGCUGACUGUGCUGGGCUCCCAGCGCAAGUUCUUCACACCGGCUGAUCUGGACGCAGGCAUUGUUGUCUACCAGCACGAUGGCAGCGACACAUACAGUGACAACAUUAUUUUCAGAAUGACUGAUGGCAGCAACGAGGUCGAGUUUCUCUUCCCCAUCACUAUCGCCCCCACUGACGAUGAGCCGCCAAUUAUUAAUGCCAACACUGGCAUCGUGCUGCAUAAGAAUGAGAUGAUGCAGAUUUCACCCUUCAUACUGAGCGCAACAGACAUAGACUCUGAGGACUCCACCAUUAAGUUCAUACUGGAGGCUCCAUACUCAACCGUUGGAGAGCUUGUCCUGAGACAGGUGGAGCCUCCUGCUGACCCAUCCACCUGGAAGUUCAGUGAGACAGACGAGAUGUUUGAACAGGUUGUGACAGAGUGGUUUCAGCAGGACAUUCUUGACGGAAAACUGUUCUACCGCCACACUGGACCUCAUAGUACCACCACUGUGAUAGAUCAGUUAGUCUUCUAUGUCCAGGAUGACAACGACCCACCAAACAGAUCAGGCAAACACACUUUCAUUGUAAAAAUUCAACCAGUUGAUGACCUACCCCCAGAGCUUUACCCUGGAACCAGCCUUCAUAUGACUGUACAAGAAUACGAGCUAACUCCUUUCAAAAAGAAGUUCCUGCGCUACACUGACCUUGACUGUGAUGACAGAGAUCUAAAAUACACAAUCAAAAAGGUCCCUAUGGACACAGAUGAAAAUAACCCAGUGCCCUUGGGUAACAUAGUCCUUACUGACAGUCCUGACACAGCUAUCACAGUAUUCACUCAAGCCCAGAUCAAUCACCACAAGGUGGCCUACAAGCCUCCAGACCAGGAGUUAGGCAUCACCCCUAAAGUGCUUCAGUUCACAUUCAUCGUUGAGGACACAGCUAGUAAUUCAGUUGAUGGCCUUUUCACCAUUUUCUUGCAGCCUGUGGACAACAAGCCUCCAAUGAUCACCAACACUGGCUUCACUGUGGCAGAGAGAGGCACCUACAUCAUCACCAAGAAUGAGCUUAAUGCUUCAGAUCAGGACACAGAACUGGAGAAUAUAAUUUUCACUGUGACCCAGAUUCCUCGCUAUGGGCAUUUGCAGUACCUAGGAAUAGAUAUGUCAAAAGAUGAGACCUUUAUGCUUGAGGACAUUGAGAGCGGACGUCUGGCUUAUAUUCAUAAUGGUGAGGAAUCACUCAGUGAUGUCGUCAAAGUAGAUGUGAGUGAUGGCUUCCAUGAAGUACCCAUUAUCAUCAAAAUCACCAUCAAACCCGUUGAUGAUGAGACGCCCACCAUCAUGUUACCAGCUGGGCUCCUCGGAGCCUCCAUUAACGUGUUGGAGAACGGGGCAACAGAGAUCACCAGCAAUGUCAUCCAGGGCCAUGAUGAGGACACAGAUGACCUGAUGUUGACAUUUAUUGUGGAAGAACCACCCAGGCUGGGUGAGAUCUUGGUGAAUGGGGCGCUAGCAGAGCGUUUUACACAGCAAGACAUCAUCAAUGGAGUUGUUGUGUAUGCACACACCAGUGGUGAAAUUGGGCCUUAUAAGGUGCAUGACUCUUUCAAUCUCACUAUAUCCGAUAUGUCUGAUGAGUGGGUGGUUGGAGGAAACCAGGUCCAAGGGGUCACAGUGCAGGUCACCAUCCUACCUUUGGACAGCAUCCCACCUAUUGUGAUUGUUGGGGAGCAGUUUUUUGUGGUGGAAGGGGAGAAGAACACCAUCACUGUUGACCACAUUCAGGCUGAGGAUGUUGACACCAACAACGAUGACAUCUUAUGCACUAUAAUUGUCCAGCCAACGUCAGGCUACAUAGAGAACAUCUCUCCAGCACCGGGCUCAGAGAAGUCAAGAGCAGGCAUUGCAAUCACUGCCUUCACUAUGAAGGAUCUCAGCCUAGGCCAUAUCCAUUAUGUCCAAAGCAUCCACAAAGGCGUAGAGCCUGUGGAGGACAGAUUCACAUUUCGCUGUUCAGAUGGUAUCAAUUUUUCCGAACGACACUUUUUCCCCAUUGUAAUUGUGCCCGCCAAUGACGAAAAGCCUGAGAUUUUUGUACGUGAGUUUGUGGUGAUGGAGGGCAUGAGCCUUGUGAUUGACACACCCAUCCUGAAUGCAGCCGAUAGCGAUAUCCCUGGGGAUGAGCUUGAAUUUGAGAUCAUCAAAAACCCCAAGCAUGGUACCAUUGUUCAGCAGAUGAGCUCUGGAACAGUCCCAGUUGUCAAGUUUUCUCUCGAACAAAUAAAGGAGGCCUCCAACAUCGUCUAUGAGCAUGAUGACUCUGAAACUAAAGAGGACAGCUUUGAAAUCAGGCUCUCUGAUGGAAAGCAUACGGUUGAGAAGAAGGUGCCCAUUAUAGUCAUCCCUGUUGAUGAUGAGACACCCAGAAUGGCCAUUAACGAUGGUCUGGAAGUUGAAAUUGGAGAGAUCAAAGUAAUCAGCAACAGGGUCCUGAAGGCUACCGACCUUGACUCUGAAGAUAAGGAACUCACCUAUGUAAUUCGCUAUGGGCCUGGACAGGGCUAUCUCCAGCGCAUUACCAAACAUGGAGAUGUGAUUGGCAACAUAACAAUAGGGAAGAACUUCACACAAGAUGAGGUUGACAAACGACUGAUCCAAUAUGUUCACACAGGCCAGGAAGGAGUCCGUGAUCUCAUGAAAUUUGAUGUGACAGAUGGCAUCAACCCCCUCAUCGACCGAUACUUCUACAUAAACAUCGGCAGCAUCGACAUGGUCUUCCCUGAUGUCAUCAACAAAGGUGUCACCCUCAAGGAGGGAGGCAAAGUGACCCUGACCACUGAUCUUCUGAGCACCACUGACAUUAACAGCCCAGAUGAAUACCUGGCCUUUAGUAUUACUCGUGCCCCCAGCAGGGGCCACCUGGAGUGCACUGACCUCCCAGGUGUGCCCAUCUCCACUUUCACACAGCUGCAGCUGGCAGGGAACAAAAUCUACUACAUCCACUCUUCUGAUGACGAGAUGAAGAUGGACAGCUUUGAGUUUGAGGUGACAGACGGCUACAAUCCUGUCUUCCGAACAUUCAGAGUGUCCAUCACUGAUGUGGACAACAAGAAGCCAGUCCUGACUGUGAACAAGCUGGCGGUGGAGGAGGGCGAGUCCAAGUUGAUCACACCUUUUGAGCUGACGGUGGAAGACCGUGACACACCUGACAAUCUGCUCCGCUUUGUGGUCACUCAAGUCCCCGUUCACGGUCAGCUUCUGUAUAACGGUAGCCAGCCUGUCAACACAUUCACCAAACAGGACCUGAAUGAAAACCUCAUCACGUACAAACAUGAUGGAACGGAGACAAACGAGGACAGUUUCUCAUUCACUGUUACAGAUGGAACACACACAGAGUUCUAUCUGUUUCCUGACACAGUCUACGAGACUCGCAAGCCCCAGACUAUGACCAUUGAGAUCAACACUGUUGAUAACGGCGUGCCACAGAUUGUGGUGAACAAGGCAGCGCCGACUCUUAGGGCACUGCACACAGGGAACCUGGGCUUCCUAAUCACCAGCAAAGCCCUGAAGGCUGAGGACAGAGACAGCCCAAGGAAACUGCUCCGGUUCUCAGUGGCUGAACCUCCCCAGCAUGGGUUCAUCAUCAACACCGCCCUGGGCAAUGACAGCAUCAAGACCUUUUCACAGGCUGACAUUGAUGACAUGAAGAUCUGUUAUGUGCUGCUGGAUGGUAGCAAUGCCACAAGUGACAUCUUCUACUUCACCGUCGAGGACAACGGGGGCAACAAGUUGAAGCCUCAGCCGUUUAGGCUCAACUGGGCUUGGAUCUCCCUGGAGAGAGAGUUCUACCUGGUGGACGAGGAUGCCAAGUUUCUGGAAGUGACCCUAAAGCGCAGAGGGUACCUGGGAGAAACCUCAUUUGUCAGCAUUGACACCAAGGAUGGCACUGCAGAGAAGGACAAGGAUUUCAGGGGCAAGGCCCAGAAGCAGGUCCAAUUUAACCCAGGUCAGACCCGGGCCACCUGGCGAGUCAAGAUCUUCACAGACCACGAGUUUGAGACAUCCGAGACCUUUGAGAUCCAGCUGUCCGAGCCAGUGAUGGCUGUGCUUGAGUACCCAGACACAGCCACCGUGGAGAUAGUGGACCCUGGAGAUGAGUCCACAGUGUUCAUCCCCCAGGCGGAGUACCACAUAGAGGAGGACAUCGGAGAGCUGCUGGUCCCUGUGCGCCGGACUGGAGACGCCAGCCAGGAACUCAUGGUGAUCUGCUACACACAGCAAGGCAGUGCCACGGGCACCAUUCCCAGCACGGUCCUGUCCUACUCCGACUACAUCACUCGUCCUGAGGACCACACAAGUGUCUUGCGCUUCGACAAGGACGAACGUGAGAAGCCCUGUCGCAUCAUCAUCAUCGACGACUCCCUCUAUGAGGAGGAAGAGAGCUUCAAUGUGUCACUGAGCAUGCCCAUGGGAGGCCUAGUGGGCGCCAACUUCCCCAGCGCCCGCGUGGUCAUCCUGGCAGACCAUGAUGACGAGCCCUCCCUGUACUUUGGGGAGCCCGAGUAUGCUGUGGAUGAGAGUGCAGGGUUUGUUGAGGUGCGUGUCUGGAGGACAGGCACUGACCUCUCCAAAACGGCCACCGUGACUGUCCGCUCCCGCAAGAGUGAGCCCGUCUCUGCUGAGGCUGGCCUUGACUACGUUGGCAUCAGCCGCAACCUGGACUUUGCGCCCGGGGUGACGAUGCAGACCCUGAGGGUGACCAUUCUGGAUGACCUGGGCCAGCCACAGCUGGAGGGCCCAGAGACCUUCGACCUGGUGCUGCGCAUGCCCAUGAACGCUGUGCUGGGCGAGCCUAGCAAGACCACCAUCACCAUCAACGACACUGUGACCGAUGUGCCAAAGGUGCAGUUUAAGGAGGGCGAGUACCGUGUGGACGAGGCUGACGGGGUGGUGCGGGCCAUGCUGUACCGCAGUGGGGACAUCAGCCUGCGCUCCACCGUACGCUGCUACACCCGCCAGGGCUCGGCGCAGGUCAUGAUGGACUACGAGGAGAGACCCAACACGGACGCCUCGGUCAUCACCUUCCUACCAGGUGAGAGUGAAAAGCCAUGUAUUGUGAACCUGAUGGAUGACUCCAUCCAUGAGGAGGAUGAGGAGUUCCGCCUGGUGCUGGGGACGCCGAAGAGCAAGUCCCCUUACGGAGCAGCAGUGGGGGAGCAGAAGGAAGCACUGGUCACCAUCACGGACAUCAAAGACAAACCUAUCAUCAGAUUCUCAGAGCUGAAGUACAGUGUGAGGGAGCCCCAGACGCCUGGGGAGAUUGCUGUGGUAAAAGUCCCGGUGCUGCGUGUGGGUGACACGUCUAAAGUGUCUGUCGUCAGAGUCCACACUAAAGACGGCUCUGCCACCUCAGGAGAGGACUACAACCCACUCUCACAGGACGUGGAGUUUAAGGAGGGAGAACGGGAGCAUGUGGUGGAGAUUCAGGUUCUGUACGAUGGAAAGAGGGAGAUUCGAGAGGCCUUUACUGUCCACAUGAAACCUGAUGAGUACAUGGUAGCUGAGACACAGAUGAGCAAAGCUAUUGUUUACAUUGAGGAGAUGGACAGUGUUGCAGACGUCACCUUCCCAGCUGUGCCGCAGGUGGUCUCCCUGCUGACCUAUGAUGACACAGGACGUGUCAAAAAUCACCCACAUCCCCCCAAUGGAUAUCCUGUUGUCUGCGUCACGGCCUGCAACCCCAAAUCCUCUGACUUUGAUAAGACAGGCUCCAUCUGCACGCUGGAGAGCAUCAACGACACCCUGACCCAGUACCGCUGGCUCGUGAGCGCCCCCACGGGGCCAGAUGGGGUGACCAGCCCCAUGCGUGAGGUGGACACAAACACCUUCUUCACCAACACCAAGUCCAUCACGCUGGACUCCAUCUACUUCCAGGCUGGGUCGCGGGUGCAGUGCGCAGCGCGGGCCUACAACAUCAAGGGAGAAGCCGGCCUGGAGCUCAGCUCCCCCAUCAUCUCCAUCAGCCAAGAGGAGGGUAUGUGCCAGCCACGUAUCCCUGGCACUGUGGGUGCUGAACCAUUUUCUGCCAAGAUCCGUUACACAGGACCAGACGACCCUGACUACCCAAACCUGAUCAAACUGACUGUUAGCAUGCCGCACAUGGAUGGCAUGAUGCCGGUCAUCUCCACGCGACCCCUCUCCAACUUCGAGCUGACGCUGAGCCCUGACGGCACCCGUGUGGGGAACCACCGCUGCUCCAACUUGCUGGACUUCAAUGAGAUCCAGACUGGCCACGGCUUCAUCACCGACUCCACCAAGAACCCCGAGAUCAUCGGCGAGACGUCGGCGUACCAAUACAGCCUGGCGAUGCGCAGCGCCAACUCGCUGCGUUUCUACCGCAACCUCAACCUGGAAGCCUGUCUGUGGGAGUUCAACAGCUACUAUGACAUGUCCGAGCUGCUCAACACCUGCGGCGGCUCCAUUGGCACAGACGGACAGGUUCUAAACCUGGUGCAGUCCUAUGUGACGGUGCGGGUUCCCCUUUUCGUCUCCUACGUGUUCCAUUCUCCUGUGGCUGUGGGUGGAUGGCAGCACUUUGACCUGCAGUCUGAGCUCCGCCUCACCUUCGUCUAUGACACAGCUAUUCUGUGGCAGGACGGCAUUGGUAGCCCACCUGAGGCAGAGCUGCAAGGAGCCAUGUACCCCACCAGCAUGCGUAUCAACGACGAGGGCCGCCUGGUGGUCAACUUUAAGAGUGAGGCUCGAUUCAGGGGCCAGUUUGUUAUGUCACACCCAGCGACCUCUCUGACGUCCAUGGUGAUGUCUGCUGACCACCCUGGUCUGACCUUCACCAUCUCUCUGGUGCGCACGGAGCCCACUUACAACCAGCCCAUGCAGCAGUGGAGCUUUGUGUCCGACUUCGCUAUCAGAGAUUAUUCGGGCACGUACACAGUGAAGCUGAUCCCCUGCAGUGCCUCCCCCAGUGGAGAGUUCAGCAUCCCCCCCGUCUGCCACCCCAGAGAGCCCCUCACUUUCGACAUGGACAUCCGCUUCCAGCAGGUGAGUGACCCAGUGUCAGCAGAGUUCAGUUUGAACACCCAGAUGUUCCUGCUGUCCAAAAAAGAGCUUUGGUUGUCUGAUGGAUCUAUGGGCUUCGGAGAAGGAAGUGACUCAGCAUUUUCUGAAGGUUCUACCAUCUAUGGCCGUGUGAUGGUGGACCCUGUGCAGAACCUGGGUGAGUCCUUCUCCUGCAGCAUUGAGAAGGUCUUCCUCUGCACUGGUGCGGAUGGGUACGUGCCCAAGUACAACCCCACCAAUAAGGAGUACGGAUGCCUCGCUGAUGCCCCUUCUCUGCUCUACCGCUUUAAGAUCCUGGACAAAGCCCAGCCUGAGACCCAGGCAACUGCCUUCGGAGACGUUUCAUUUGAUGCCAUUCUGGCUCAGGACUCUUCAGAAGCGUUGCCUCUGACGAGACAGGCUGGCUCUGAUGGCUUCACCCUCUCCUCCUCCCCACUCUUCCAGGUGGCCGCUGGCCGGGAGUGGUUCAUCCAUACUAUCUACACCCUUCGCUCCCGUGAAAACGCCAACCGCGGCAUUGGCAAGCGCAGCUUGGAGUACCACCACGCCGUCUCCUCGAGCCUCGCGGGCCAGCCCGUGGGUCGCCAGCGCCGCUCCGCUCCUGACCCCGACGCUCUGGACAUCGGCAUCGAGAACAGUCGAGGCACCAACAUCCAGCACAUCGCGCUGGACCGCUCCGACCGCAUCCGCGUGAGCCAGAGGCAGCCCUGGGCGCUGGAGCCGAGCGCGGGCCACCAGGAGCACCCUCUGGUGGAGGGCAGUUUGGGGCGCGAGCCCGACUCGGACUGGGCUCUGCCCGUGGGCGUGCCCACGCUGCUGGGCGUGGCGGGGCUGCUGCUGCUGCUGUGCCUGCUGGCCCUGCUGGUGGCGCUGCUGGUGCGGCGGAAGCGGGCGGAGGGGAAGAAGUGCCCGCCGUACGCCACCUCGUCCAGCUCGGCGUACCGCGACACUGCCAACGCCGGCUACCAAGGCAUGGCCAGUGCAUGGCAGCGUUCUGACAGCUCAGAGGUUUAGAGGGUGCCCACAGCAGCCCGUUCCCUCUCACCCCGAUAUCCCCCGUCCUGUCCUGUCCAUUCCCCCGUCGGCCAGGUCAGUGGCCUCUGAACAACCCACCCCCCCCAAUCCCCAAACUCGGAGAGCCGGUCUGCUGGCUGCCCAUUAAAUUGGAGUCAAAUGAAGGUGAGAGAUGAGAGGAGGAUGUGCUCAAGUAAAAGGCUCUUACUAACUGAUCAGUUCAACAAACUAGAGGGCUUUUCUGUUCAAUAAACACAAAACAAUCAACUAGAUACCCAGCAGUGUUUUUGGAAGGCUAAUGUUCGAGAAAUGUUUGUUAGAGCCCUGAUCAACAAUAUUUGGAUCUACUGAUGGGCCCAUAACCAGUUAAGGCAAAUGAGUGGAACUUAAUUUAGAUCAUUUGGAGAUGAGCACACCCACUAUCUCUUUCUGAUGGUGCCUGCUCCUGUUUAUUUUACUUUAUCAUGUCCCAAGAUCUCCCCACCUUCACUACAACUACAAAAGCACUGUAAUAUUGCCUAUGCAUGGAAAGUCUAGAGAAUUUUGGAAUGGAUUCUUUUCCCCACCCAUACUGGUCUUGUGCUGAGAGUUGGUAGGCUGCUUUUCUCAUCCCUGACACAGAUGUAGGGAUCAGAUGUCAGUAAGGCAGCCAAUCUUCUAUAACCCGUGCAAAGAACAGAAUAGCUUACUGUAGUUAGAAUAGUUGCAAUGCAUAUUCACUGUACUUGUCUAAAUGACUUUCUUCUAAAUCUGUUAACGAUUCUGCUCUUUUCUGUUUAUGAGUGUAUGUGUGUUUAAGAUGCGAUAGCAGGCAAUUGAAUAGAUGGGUAAGAUUUGGCAGUCGGCAGUACUGGAUGUGAUAGAUUUAUGUAUUUUUAUAAUAUGAAUUAAUUAUUGAUGCACUGUUGUGUUUUAGAGCACAUGUCAGUGUUCCCGUGAAAAUAUACCAUGGAUAUGGUGCUAAUCAAAGGGAUUGUAAUGUGUAAUUUCUGUCAUUCAAGUGCAUUACUAUUCAAAUUUGUAAAUGUUUUUAUACAUUUUAUUUUUGUUAUGACUGGUGAAAUGUGCUUUAGACAUACUAAUGGUGCAUUUGUUGUGUACAUAACUGCCUUUACAGUAUACCAUGUUACAAGAGGAUACAAACACUACCAUUGUACCCUGAUAAAACUUGAAGAAGUGAAUCUCAGAUGACCUUAUAGUGACUAGAUACCCUGAAAUAUUAAAUUAUACCUGAAUGUGGCCAUAAAGGAAAAUGUAGAAUUUCGGAGAGAAAAUGGAUCCCCUUUCAAUGUAGAAUGUGUUUUUCAAAACAAAUGCCCACAACUGAGAAUGACUCAAAUUGUUCCAUAAUUCAUGAAGUUCAUGUAUUCAAAUCUUUCUUGCCAAAUAUAAAUAUUAUACAUUGA